UGCGGGGAGGGCUGGAUGUCCCCGCGACCCCGCGACCCCGCGACCCCGGGCACCGCCAGGCCGACGCCCAUGCCAUGGUGUCUCCCAACCUGACACCAACCUGGCUGCCCCCGUUCCGCGUUCUGUACCUGCAGGUUUUCCACCCGCCAGUCCCCUAGGCAGCCCGUGAUGGCGGUGACCACAGAGCCCCUCCUUGUUCCUCUUUUCCCAUCACUGGGUCUGUAGGCCUGUCAUGACGCCGCGGUGGUCACCCCUUCUCCCAGCACCCCUGGGACGCAGCUGGGGGCAUCCCUGUCUUACAGGGCAGGGAUGGGCGGGUGAGGUGCUCCAGGCGACUCCUGGCGAGUGACCGCCCAUACCGCUGUCUGCGCUGCAGCACCUGGCUGGCCUGGUUGCAGAAGUGAACUCCUCUGUGUGUGUGUUCUGUCCCUUGGAAGUGUCCCCAGCCGCCACAUCCCCCAGGGCUCAGCGGCUGGCUUCCAGGCCUAGGUGCCCAUGACGCCUAUGCUGACUGCUACCUGGACACCACCGCUGCCACAAGUUAGCACCAGCGCCCAGGCCCCAAUGCCGGUCAUGCCCAUCCCCCGGCGGGUGCGCUCCUUCCACGGCCCGCACACCACCUGCCUGCACGCAGCCUGUGGGCCGGCGCGCACCUCUCGCCUGGCCCGUACUAAGUACAACAACUUCGAUGUCUACAUCCGGGCGCGCUGGCUCUACGGCUUCAUCCGCUUCUUGCUCUACUUUAGCUGCAGCCUUUUCACGGCCACGCUGUGGGGCGCACUAGCCACCCUCUUCUGCCUGCAGUACCUGGGCGUGCGUGUCCUGCUGCGCUUCCAGCUCAAGCUGUCGGUGCUGCUGCUGCUGCUAGGUCGCCGGCGCGUGGAUUUCCGCCUCCUCAACGAACUGCUCAUCUAUGGUAUCCGAGUGACCGUGCUGCUCGUUGGGGGUCUGGGCUGGUGCUUCAUGGUCUUUGUGGACAUGUGAGGGGUACCAGUGGGCCUCGACUCUGGGGUUUAUUUAUUGUGACCGUGGUGGUGGAUGCACCCGUGGCCGUGUUCUCUUCUUGAUGGGGUAGGUCAGGAUUCUGUUGUUCCCAGCCCGUCCUGCGAAUGGGGUCUGCAGAUGUGUCCACCUCCCACACAUGGAGGACCACACAUGGGUCCUGGCGGGGUGCUGAGACUUCUGUGGAGGGGACGCUGGCGCCCCCUCCGUUGCUGGUUUUCUGCUCUGACCCUUCCUUGUGUGUUCGCUUAGGUACAGUGCCUCACUGGCCACCAGCCUGUGCUUCCAGCCCUCACUUUUUCAGGCUGUGCCAGAGUGAGGCCCACUGGCCCAGUCUGCUCUGGGCAAGCCUCCUGUCCAGAGCACAGGCAUCACAGGUGGUGUGGGAGCCCCCUUCCCGUGAGCCCCGGCCCCCACCCCAGCCUUAGGGACGUGUCAGGCUCAAAUAGCUGAUGUACCACACUGCCACGAAGCUGUUCACUCUGCCCUGGGCCACCCACGUCCCGGCACAGCCCAGUCCCUCCAUCUUCCCCACCCCCACCCCGAGAGGCAUUCAGGGGCCUGAGUCCCAGGCCAAGCUUCAGGGCCAUGUUGGUUUGCUUAGAUGUGGUCUAGUGGGAGUCACGGGCUGCCUUGGCAGGUUACUAGAUCGGGGGCCAGCCCAGGGGAGUGCUGGGUCCAGGGCAGAUCUGUCUUCCUCUUGGGCAGGUUUGUUCAAGAUGUCAAGUUGGAGGCCAUAGUCUCUUCGAAUGUAGAUUUCUGAGGAGGUACCUUAACUCCUUUCCAGCGGGUAGGGGCCCUUUGGGCUUUGGAUGGCUAGAAUUGGAAGUGAGGCCAGAGGUGUUGAGAAGCACAGUCUCUGAGUGUGUACCACGGAAACACAAGCAGAGCUUCUGUUUAAAGAGCACCUCCUAGAGGUUUGUGCACCAGGGCUGAGCCCCGAGCGAGGGACUGGGCUGCCCUGGGUCCCUGCCCUGUGGCUGUUUCUGCCAGUAGACCAUCGAGGGCCAGAGUCUUGCCCAGACCCUGCUCUUGGCCUUCUCUGUCAGAGGAGACAGUGGCCUAGUGACUCUGUUGUCACUGUGGGUCUCCUUGGCAGGUGAGCAGGUGCUCUGGACAAUCGUGCUGGGAUAACAUGUGGAGACCAGGGACAGAACACAGCCCUGUAUUGGGGUGACAGACCUGCUUCACCCCAAGUUGUUCCAGUGCCACUUCCCAGGUAUGGGCAGUGGCCCCUUUGACCCUGCGUGGCCAGGCAGUCCAGUGGCUAGGGGAGCUGUCACACAGUUGGGUGCCAAGGGAAGAAAAACACAAAUCAGGUAGAGAAAGCAGAGAAAGCUUGGCUGUAAACUCUGCUCUUAGAUUUGUAGCCAGCUUCUACCCAGUAAUCAUCAACUUGAGGACAGUGGGAAGGCUCCUUGGACGAAGUUCUUUCUCAGGUUGAGUCUGUUCUGUCGCCUGGACGGCAGGCAGGGAGCUGACCUGCACGGAUCCCACAUUUCAGCGCCACAGAGAACCUUUUGCACUAAAUCAUGCUAUUUCCUAAAAGUUUUGUUUUGUGUUAAUGAACUCAGACUCCCCUCCCCCCGCCCCCCACCUCCUGUCACUGAGGUGGACACAUGUCCACACAGUCAGGACAGCGGGAGGGAUCUGGCCGGGCCACCUCCAGUGUUGUUGGGGCCACGGAGGAGCUGGCACAUUGAACACAGAGAUGCUCGUUGUCUCGAGUGCCUGUUAAAUUCUUUAUGAAAUGAGUCACCUGCAUUAAACUUAUUUUUUUAACCUGUU
Canis lupus familiaris (dog) is the source of this 2790-nucleotide messenger RNA. RefSeq names its product transmembrane protein 250 (gene TMEM250). The record is from RefSeq and is a predicted model, not a curated record. The coding region runs from base 496 to 984 and encodes 162 amino acids. The transcript has 2 exons. NCBI's taxonomy places the organism in Eukaryota, Metazoa, Chordata, Mammalia, Carnivora, Canidae.